This is a messenger RNA of Protopterus annectens (West African lungfish), 1396 nucleotides long. It is a transcript of the gene QNG1, whose product is annotated as chromosome chr9.part0 C9orf64 homolog. Lineage: Eukaryota; Metazoa; Chordata; Ceratodontiformes; Protopteridae. The record is from RefSeq and is a predicted model, not a curated record. The transcript has 5 exons. The coding region runs from base 36 to 1061 and encodes 341 amino acids.
UUAACUACAGUCUCCACAAGUUUCAGACAAGUAAAAUGGAAGCACCUCUGUCACCUAGAGAUUCUGGGAAGUUUAUAGCAAAGCACAGCAAGCAUGUGACUAUUGAUAUCCAAGGAGUGAAAAAAACUGCUGAGUUACUGUGUGAAAAAAUUGAGGAAAAAGAGUUCAGUGUUGUGGGCUGGAAGUCUCAUCAUGAAUUAAAUCCUAAAAGCAUGGAUGAAGGUUCUGUUAACUGGGUAUUUCUUGUGGAUACUCUCAACUUCUCCUUUUGGUCUGACACGGAAAAACACAAGUGCUUGGUGAAGUACAAAGGUCGAGAAUAUAGUGGAUACUGGUCUCUCUGCGCUGCAGUGAACAAAGCACUUGAUGAAGGAAUACCUAUUACAGAUGCCUCAUACUACGCUUCCAUAACACUAGAGCAACUCAAGCAUAUCUUGCGCUCAGACACAGAUAUUCACAUGCCAUUAAUUGAAGAAAGGCACGCUGUGCUUAAAGAAACAGGAACAAUUCUGCUCAAUAAAUUUGGUGGUUCCUUCCUCAACUGUGUGAAGAAGUGUGAGAAAAGUGCCCAGAAACUACUUCAGAUAGUUGUUGAAAAUUUUCCCUGCUACAGAGAUACAGCUACAUAUGAGGGUAAAAGGGUCUGCUUUUACAAACGUGCACAGAUCCUGGUUGCUGAUAUCUAUGGUUUGUUGGAAGGGAAGGAAGAUGCUGAAUUCCAUGACAUUUCAAGUCUCACCAUGUUUGCUGACUACAGGAUUCCUCAAGCACUUGUGUAUCUAGGAGCGAUGAAGUACUCUGAUGAACUUAUGAAGAAACUUAAAGAAGGGGUGAUGUUUCAGUCUGGAGACUGUCUUGAGGUGGAAAUCCGAGGCUGUUCUAUUUGGUGUGUUGAGCUAAUCCGGGACCAGAUGUUAGAGCUGUUGGCAGAGAAAGGGAAGAAGGCAGCUGAUGGGAUCAAUGCAGUCUUGGUCGAUUUCUACUUAUGGUACUAUGCUCGGGAGCACAGAACUGAAAUGGCUGAUAUUCCUAUUCAUUGUAUACGUUGCAUUUACUACUAACAAAAUUGACAAAGUUAGUAGUAGACUAAACUGUAUUCUAGCAGUACACAUUAAAACCGUUAGCGGAUUACAUUUCAUUUGCAGUGCUGGAUCUCAAGCUAAAUGCCCGAGUUUUAAUUGUUUUCUUGGUCAAAAAAGCAGUUUCUGACUCGAGGGUCGGAACAGGAGAAAGUGAAGUGUGAAAGAAAUACAUAGUAUAUUAAAUAGUGCUUUUCCAACAUCAUGUAGAUGUGUUGGAUGUUUUCUACAAUGUAGUGCUUUUGUAUGGCUGCAGCAUUGUUACUUCUGCCGUAAAUAUUUGUCAUAUGAGUAAAAAUUAUAUAUCUGACCACGUA